AAUCCCCACCAGUUAUAACCCCAUGGUGGGGCGUAUUUGUGGUGGGAGAAGGCAACACAGUACAGAUUUGGAACUACACAUAUAGAACAACAACAGUCCAGGAUCAGCUGCUAUCGCUGUCAGUGGUGCCUUUCAGAUUCGGUUUAUUUUAUUUGGAGUGGGGUAGACAAAAAACUUCAAAAUGGACGCCAUUAAGAAGAAGAUGCAGGCCAUGAAGAUGGAGAAGGAUAGUGCCAUGGACAAGGCCGACACUUGUGAAGGCCAGUCCAAGGAUGCGAACCUUCGUGCAGACAAAGUUAAUGAAGAUGUGAGAGAUUGUCAAAAGAAAUUGACCCAGGUAGAAAGUGAUCUGGACACAAACAAGAAUAAGUUGGAAGAGGCCAUCAAACAGUUAGAGGAUAGAGAAAAGGCACUUACUGCGGCUGAAAGUGAAGUAGCUGCUUUGAACAGGAAAGUCCAGAUGAUUGAAGAAGACCUUGAAAGAUCUGAAGAAAGGUCUCAAGCUGCUGCAUCAAAAUUGGCUGAGGCUUCUCAAGCAGCUGAUGAAUCUCAACGUAUGUGCAAAGUACUCGAAAACCGUAGCCAGCAAGACGAGGAACGUAUGGACCAAUUGACUAACCAAUUAAAGGAAGCUCGUCUCUUAGCUGAAGAUGCUGAUGGAAAAUCUGAUGAAGUUUCGAGAAAACUUGCUUUUGUUGAAGAUGAACUUGAAGUAGCAGAGGAUCGUGUGAAAUCUGGAGACUCAAAAAUCAUGGAGCUGGAAGAAGAAUUGAAAGUUGUCGGAAACAGCUUGAAGUCAUUGGAAGUUUCUGAAGAAAAGGCCAAUCAACGAGUGGAAGAGUACAAGCAUCAAAUCAAACAACUCACUGUAAAAUUAAAGGAGGCUGAAGCUCGUGCUGAAUUCGCCGAGAAGACCGUUAAGAAACUGCAGAAGGAAGUUGACAGACUUGAAGAUGAACUCGGCCUCAACAAAGACAGAUACAAGUCUUUGGCUGACGAGAUGGAUUCCACAUUUGCUGAAUUGGCUGGAUAUUAACCCUCUAGACUUAGCCACAUUUUCAAAGGAAUUUACAUUUAAAGUAAAUAAUUACCCAAUGAUUUUAUCAAAUAAUAUUACCAUCAUCAAUUAUAUUAAUAAACCAAAAGAAUAUUACAUUAAAUUAUUACUGUUAGAUUAUUUAUUGUUUGAACCAGUGCAUACAUAGGUAUAUAUUAAUAUAUUAUAUAUAUAAAUGUAUUACGUGUGAACUUAUUAACAAAUUAACAAUUUACACUUUACAAUUUUACCUGUAUUCUAGCUUUAUUAUUAUAGUAUUAAUGUACAAUAAUUAUCUAGUCUUAUGUUCUAAGUCGCCUAGCCUUUAUGACAUAUUAUAAUAUUUAUAUCGCAUAUGUACACAUUAUGUCUUAAAUUUUUCAUUGGAUUAAUUUAUAAACAUAUAUUAUACAUACAUACAUACAUAUACAUAUACAUAGGUGUUCAACAUAUAUAUAUACAUACAAUGUAACGGGAAAUAUUUGUACAUUGAUCUAUAAUAAAUUAACUUCUUGCGUAUAAAUAUAUAUAUGUUUAUUGAACAUCUGUAUGUAUAUAAACAUAAUAUGUACAAAAUAUUAUUAUUUAGGUUAAUUUAUUAUUUAACUUAUUAUUAAGGGAAAUUUAUUCGUUAUAGGCUUAUAUACAAAGUAUCUAUGGUUAUAUUUAAUAUUUAAUAAUUAUAAAAGUGUUAAGAAAUAUAAAUCAUUAUAUUAUUUCACAAGGUAGGUGAUUUUGAAGAUUAAUAUCUUUAUUUCAAUGGCAAAUAUUAAACACUUUAACUUACUUCAGUUAAUUUAAUUGGAAAACUGAUAACGCAUGUUUUUUGAUGAACAGUCGGUUAGUAUCUAACUUUGUCAUGUACUUAUAAUAUUAUUAAUUUUAUGAUCAUUAUUCAUGUAAAUAAUAAAUGAAUACGAGUCAAGCUAGUCAUAUAGAAACAAUUGUUGAAUUCGACACGUUAGUAAAUAAAUUCGUAUUUAGACGUUUGAAUUCAACAUGCGUUUGUUAAUUUGUUUAAAAUAUUGUAUUGUUGUUUUUUUUUUUUUGAUAGACAUUUAGUUUCUUUAAUUAAUAAAUUUGAGUGAAUAAACAUAUGUUUUUUUUUGAUUGUUGGAUAAGAGUGGUUUUCGUUGUACAAUUAUCUUUAGCUGCUAACCAAUUAUUAUCGCUAUACAUCAAUAAAAUACAAUAUUAUUGA
Molecule: messenger RNA, 2237 nt
Organism: Metopolophium dirhodum (rose-grain aphid)
Lineage: Eukaryota; Metazoa; Arthropoda; Insecta; Hemiptera; Aphididae
Gene: Tm2
Product: tropomyosin-1
Exons: 10
Coding region: 182-1036 (284 amino acids)
Biological process (GO): muscle contraction; actin filament organization
Cellular component (GO): actin filament
Molecular function (GO): actin filament binding
Source: RefSeq, a predicted model, not a curated record